AUGAAAGGACACACCAGGACCAAAUGGCGCAUCAUUAAGCGCCUCUUUCUAUUCUUUACCACCCUCUCAGUUAUCCCGCUCACCGUCCUCUACCUAAUCACCUCCGAUCACCUGUAUCGGUUUCGCCAGUACACGUACGGUGCUAUCGCUGGCAAUGGAUCAUCACGCCAGCAACUGCUGCAGUUUCGCGCGCCGAUCCACCCACCGGACGGCAGCGUGCACCAUCUCCGGCUGGUGCAGCACCGCCUGCACGCACAUGACAGGCAGCAGCAGCUGCAGCACCACGACCACUACCAGCGGGCCAUCAAGAACAGCACAAUCAACAGCCAGUACCGGCUGGACAUGGACUACAUGAAGCGGCGCAUGGAGCACCGUGUCGAGCGGCUGCAGAAAAAGUGCACCGAGUACCGAUUAAAUGAGUCAAAGCACAACUACAAACCGAAGGCGUGGGAGUAUCUCAUCCAGCACGAGUACCACCUCGUGUGGUGCAACGUGUUUAAGGCGGCCUCCACGUCGUGGAUGUACAACUUUAAUCUCAUGGCUGGCUACUCGCCGCAGUUCCUGAGAAAGACGAAGGACGUGCCGCUGCAGCUGGCGCGCCAAAAGUACCCCAGACCAUCGGUGGAAAAGCUGCAGGAAGCCAUCAACGAAUCGAUAUCAUUCAUCAUCGUGCGGCAUCCGUUCGAAAGACUGGUCAGCGCGUACAAGGACAAGAUACAGUACGCGCUUCCUAACUCGCAUCACCACAAGCUGGGUAAUCGCAUCAUUCAAAAGUACAGGAAAACCGUCAACGGCAAGCCCGUGACGCUCCUGAAGUACCCGCUGUUUUCCGAGUUCGUCAAUUACCUGCUGGAUGAGAUCAAACACCCCCACUACGAGAUCGACAUGCACUGGGUGCCGGUGACGCACUUCUGCACGCCGUGCUUCUUCCAUUACGAUGUGAUAGCCAAAUUCGAAACGCUCGAGGAGGACCAGAACUAUCUCAUCUCGAUCGGUCACCUCGACAGCGUCAUCAAGCCGCAGUGGAAAAACGCCGGCAAGGGCGCCCACACCAACGACGUGCUGCUGAAGUUCUUCUCCGAACUGGAUGCUGCCCAGGUUCGCGGUUUGUACGACUACUAUCGGUAUGAUUUUGAGCUGUUUGGCUACAGCGCCAAGGAGUACUUUAAAGCCUAGCGUGGGACCGCGCUAGAAGCAACUUUUAACUAGCCUAGCCAAAAAAGAAAGCGCCACCUCGCCUGUUCGUUGCAUUCGUUCAAUGCGUUUUCGAUCGCGAGUGUAGGCGCCAGCGUUACUUUAUGAUGAUAGAUCACGAGACCUUCUAUUUCAAGCAUCCCCUGGGCCGGCUUCGAGCGCAGGGCAUUUAAUAGUGAG
Messenger RNA from Anopheles nili, 1374 nucleotides. RefSeq names its product carbohydrate sulfotransferase 11. NCBI's taxonomy places the organism in Eukaryota, Metazoa, Arthropoda, Insecta, Diptera, Culicidae. Bases 1 to 1176 code for a protein of 391 amino acids. Gene Ontology annotation, molecular function: sulfotransferase activity. The record is from RefSeq and is a predicted model, not a curated record. Gene Ontology annotation, biological process: carbohydrate biosynthetic process. The transcript has 5 exons. Gene Ontology annotation, cellular component: membrane.